GAUUUAAGUUCAGAGUGUGUAUGCACCCCGCAACGGCACCCUGCACCAAUGCGCCGGCGUUGGGACCUGCAUCAUCACUCUCCUCCAUAUUCGGACCUUUGCAACAACGGUACUACGCCCGGUCCCAGCGCUUUAAGAAAACCGAAACCAAUUUCCAAGAUCGGCGACUCAAAGACCUGUAAAGCAAUAUGCACGACGAACACCCGCACCCUCUCCUCGCCCAAGUUCCCCUAACCCUCUCCCCAUUCCUUUCCCUCCCAACCUCCGUCCCACUCCCCUACUCGUACAAGUCCCUCCCCUCGACCCUCCCACCUUCCAUCCUCUCCGCCCAACACCCAGCGUACGUCGUCUCCUCGACCGGCACAUCCGCGACGCCUGACCAGAUACUCUCCUCCUGCGUAGCGUUACAACAACACCUGCAGAAGCUGGAGAAUGAUGCGCGUAAGGAGUUGAAGGAUUGGCAGGAUAGGAGACGCGCUGAGGAUUUGGCGGAAAAGAGGCGGCUUGCACCUGGGUGGUUGGACAAUGAUGUUCACAUUAUACGGCCGGAUAAUACGGAGGAGGCGGGAGCUGCAGCGCAAUCACAGCCAGACCUGAUGGAUACAAGACCACCGGUGGAGAGGAAGGAGGAUCAGCAGGGUGAAGAGUUAGACCGCGUGUUUGGGGGGCUGAAGGUCUAG
This is a messenger RNA of Cucurbitaria berberidis CBS 394.84, 680 nucleotides long. RefSeq lists its product as uncharacterized. The record is from RefSeq and is a predicted model, not a curated record. The coding region runs from base 189 to 680 and encodes 163 amino acids. Lineage: Eukaryota; Fungi; Ascomycota; Dothideomycetes; Pleosporales; Cucurbitariaceae. The transcript is spliced from 3 exons.